This is a messenger RNA of Colletotrichum acutatum, 895 nucleotides long. RefSeq lists its product as uncharacterized. NCBI's taxonomy places the organism in Eukaryota, Fungi, Ascomycota, Sordariomycetes, Glomerellales, Glomerellaceae. The record is from RefSeq and is a predicted model, not a curated record. Bases 202 to 705 code for a protein of 167 amino acids. The transcript has a single exon.
UGCACGUGGGGACUGGCAUUUGACAAUAGUUGCUUCACCACCAUUAUCGCACACUCUCCGCCAACGACGGUCCAGUCACGGCUGCAUUCCCUGCCGAGAAAACAGCGACUGAUUUGAGUUUGAACCGGCGCCCUCAAUCAUCACAAGAAAUAGACGAAAUCUAAGUAAAGGCGCCUCACUGGCUUCGCGCCUGCCGCCGCAAUGUCGGACAAAAUCACCGGCAAAAACCUGUCCUACGACACAAACAUCCCGCCAUUCCUGCGUGCUCUUCAAGCACAAGCAGCAGGGAACGGAGGCCCAGACGAGAUCCUCUCGAAAAGGCGACGAGCGGGCAAGAAGCGCUCCGACAGCGAAGAGGCAGAAGACGCGCCGCUGGUCGUGGAUGACGACGGCAAUGUCGUCGACGUAAGAGUGGACAAGGACGGCGGCGUGGAGGCGGAUGCCUUGAAGAAAGAUGGAGUAGAGGAGGAGGGGGAAGGGAAGGAUACCAAGGAGGAGAAGAGGGAGAUGGAGAAGAUUGCUGGGAUUGGGGCGAGCAAGAAGAGGAAGGCUGGCAAGGUUGUUGGCGGUGAUGCAGACGAAGAUACUGUCGCCAACAAGAUCGUGACGAAGGGCGAGAAGAACGGUGACGACGACGAAGGCGCCAAGAAGAAGCCUGCUAAGAAGAAGGGAAAGAAGAUCAAGCUUAGCUUCGAUCCAGAAUGAGGCGUGCUAUGAUCAGGGCGGACAUCAUCGUCACUAUCAAAUACAACGUGGACACGUGGGGAGAGUAGGACACUGAUCCGCACGGGAGCGAGUCAAGCCACGCAGCUCUUCGUCUUGUCCUGGCCGCGAUUCAGAAACAACGACGACCUGAUUGGCGUCACACAACAACUCGCGAGGAGUCAUGAGACAG